AUGUUCGGCCCAAGGCCUCACUCAGAGAGUGGCCCUAUGCCCACUCAGAAGGUGGCCCUAUGUCCUAAGUAUGGUGGCCCUAUGCUCCAAUCGGAUGUUCGGCCCUAUGCCCAAUUGGAAGGUGGUCCUAUGCCCAAUUGGAAGGUGGUCCUAUGCCCAAUCGGAAGGUGGUCCUAUGCCCCACCCAGAAGGUGGCCCUAUGCCCAAUCGGAAGGUGGCCCUAUGCCCAAUCGGAAGUUGGCCCUAUGCCCCACUCAGAAGGCGGCCCUAUGCCCCACCCAGAAGGUGGCCCUAUGUCCCACGGAAGGUGGCCCUAUUUCCAAUCGGAAGGUGGCCCUAUGCCCAAUCGGAAGGGGGCCCUAUGUCCCACGGAAGGUGGCCCUAUGCCCAAUCGGAAGGUGGCCCUAUGCCCAAUUGGAAGGUGGUCCUAUGCCCCACCCAGAAGGUGGCCCUAUUUCCAAUCGGAAGGUGGCCCUAUGCCCAAUCGGAAGGUGGCCCUAUGCCCAAUCGGAAGGUGGCCCUAUGCCCCACCCAGAAGGUGGCCCUAUGACCCACUCGGAAGGUGGCCCUAUGCCCACUUAG
Messenger RNA from Physella acuta, 582 nucleotides. RefSeq lists its product as uncharacterized. The record is from RefSeq and is a predicted model, not a curated record. NCBI's taxonomy places the organism in Eukaryota, Metazoa, Mollusca, Gastropoda, Physidae.